UCUGUCCUACUGAAAAACGAAUUGUCCCGGUGGAUAUAUUAUCGAAUAGAUAUUUGAAAAACAUCUUGAGGAUUGAUUAUAAACAACGUUUGCCAUGUUUCUGUCGAUAUUAUGGAGCUAAUUUGUAAUAUUUUUCGGUGUUUUCAGUGACCGCAAUUGCCGGGCGAUUUCUCAGCCAAACGUGAAGAAAAAACGGAGCUAUUUCUCCUACAAAAAUAAUAUUUUUGGAAAAAAGGAACAUUUUCUAUCUAACUGGGAGUCUCCUUAGUGAAAACAUCCGAAGCUCAUCAAAGAUUGGAGGGCGGAUGUCCACGUCAUUUUGGAACCUACCAAUGUGUUACAUUGUAACAGUGAAAAGUGUCUUUUCCCGACGUUGAUCAACUCCCAGUCUAUGCCACCAUUUUAUUUAAAUAGCAUCAUCUUUGAUAUUUGUUGUAAAGUGUACAGCGCUCAUUUAGGUGUAACCUUUACCGGAUUUAACGUGUCUGAGAACGGCACCUUCCUCCCGAAAGCAUUGCGGUAUCGCUUCUCGGCCUUUUGGCUAAGAUCAAGAGCAGGAUCGACUGCAUUUUCUCGCGGGAUCCUCAGUGGUGCGAUGUCGUCAUCGGCCACGUCACAGUCAGCGGCUGCUGGACUAAAGAAUACGCUUCGUUUUAAUUGGACAGGAAAGGAAAAUUUGAUGGAGAGAGUUCGUUUUGGAAAGGAAGUGCUGUUUGGACCUCUACGCCUGACAGCAGACGAUGUGCACUGCCUGCAACAGAACACACCCGAGAAGUUCUACGAUGUGUCGUUCUACACCAUCACCCGGCUGGAGGAAGUAAAGGGGCUCUUUCGUGCGAACGCGACAGCACCCUCCCUCGUGGAUUUUAAAGUUGAGUCCAUGUGCAGGCACAAUAUGAGGGUGCUAACGGUGCAUAUGUUCAACCCCUGGGUCACUGAAGAAACGUUAGUGUGCUAUCUCAGCCGGUAUGUGACCAUCUUGCCAGGAGUGAGAGACAUUAAGGACGCCCUAGGCAUCUGGACAGGGAAGAGGCAGUUUCGUGUGCUGCUAAAGGAAGACGAGAGCGGCCAUGAUGGAUACCGCCAUCCUCCUGCUUCGUUUUCCAUCGGUGCUGAUAGGGGCUACCUCAUGUAUGCUGGGCAGCCUCGUUUCUGCAGGAAGUGUAGCACGUACGGGCACCUCGCGGAUGCCUGCACACAGACAAGGUGCAGAAACUGUGGAAUUAUUGGACACACAAUGAGGGAUUGCACCGUGCCAAAGCGCUGCAGUCUGUGUAACUCAGAGGACCACCUGUUCCGUCACUGCCCGAAGGCAGUCCCCUCUUACGCCAGAGCGGUGAGCGGGAAAAGAGCGGAAGGCGGGAAAAGACCAGAUGAGGGAGAAGGCAUGGAACUACGCGCCAUUGAGGAGGUUGUGGAUGAGAUAGUGAUGGAGAGAGAACUGCGAGAGUCAGAGGAGAGCGGGAGUGAGACGCCAUCAUCAUCUCACGAGGAGAGAGGAGAAGAGGACAGAAGUUGGAAUAAGCAAGUGGAGGAGGAGAAGGGAAAGCCCACCGCGCCCGAGGCAACCGAGAGCUGGACAACGGUGAGAGAGAGGAGAAAGUGCGCGGUGAAAAGGAAGCAGAUGAGCCCUGUUUCCCCACUCAUCCACAUGGAGGUGACGGAGAAGUCUGCUUUGGGUGGGAAUCGCUUCAGUUGUUUCGAAAGCGGGAAGUCUGAGGAGAAAAGCGAGGGAAACCUGGGCAGCGCAGAGGAGACUCUGCUAUCCCUGUCAGGCGCGGGCUCCAUCGAGAGCAGCGGUCUGGCACCCAGUGGGGUUCCAGCACCCACGCAGAUGGAGGGGGAGCAUGAGGAGGAGGACAGUGUUUUCCCGACCCCUAUCUUGGUGGACAGUCCUCCGACUGGAGACCAUCGUUUCCCAAACAGGCCGCCAAAUGAGUUAAAGUACUUAAAGUGAGUUUGGAAAAUAAUGUCAAAAAAGAAAAUAAUACAAUUUGAAAUAGAUAAGGGGGGCAUUGCAUCAGUAAAACAGAGAUGGAAAGGGAUUUACCCGUCAUUGUAAAUGUGUUUAUAACCGAUAUAUAGUUGUAUUACAUAGGUACAAUUGAAAUGUAAACUAAGCCUUUGUAGAUAUUUGAUAUACACAGUUUUAUCCAGAGUGCAUUUUGGCAUAUGUAUAUAUAUGUAUAUAUUUUUAUAUAUAGAAUUGUUUGUAUUGUUUUUGGAGAUUGUUGGAGGCAUGUUAAUCUUGAAUAUAGGCCAAUAAUACUGCUCAGGUUCUGCAGAACAGCACUUUUUUUUAGGAGUUUUGAUAUUCUUAUAUUGUUACGGUACUUGUUGAUACUGUUUGUAAGUAUCCAUGUUAUGUACAACGUUAUGCACUGAAUUUGUAUUUGAAUGUGAAAUGAAAAUAAAAAUUAUUUUUCCAAAAAAAAAAAAA
Oncorhynchus mykiss (rainbow trout) is the source of this 2440-nucleotide messenger RNA. RefSeq lists its product as uncharacterized. The record is from RefSeq and is a predicted model, not a curated record. Gene Ontology annotation, biological process: activation of innate immune response. Lineage: Eukaryota; Metazoa; Chordata; Actinopteri; Salmoniformes; Salmonidae. Gene Ontology annotation, molecular function: RNA binding; zinc ion binding; double-stranded DNA binding.